This is a messenger RNA of Hymenoscyphus albidus, 1422 nucleotides long. The record is from the annotation of a GenBank genome assembly. NCBI's taxonomy places the organism in Eukaryota, Fungi, Ascomycota, Leotiomycetes, Helotiales, Helotiaceae.
UCUAUUCACUGCGCAGGUGAUGGCACCUGAACGUGUUGGUGAUUGCAAUUUUUCGAAACAUUUCAAAAUAUUGGGAUCAGGAGUUGUAUGCCUUUGAUACAUUUGGAUGUGCGUGCGACUCACAUGCAGCGCGGGCAGGAGGUGAGUCCAAACCAUGACCUCAUGAUCUCGCGCCUCCCACGCGUUUGUUUCCACGUCUGCAACCUCAAACCACCAUCUCGAUAGUGUAUAACAUCACACACAUCAAACCAUUUACACACGCUUCAAUGCAAGAAACCUUACACCAUGGCUCCCUCCGAUCUCCAAGAUCUCCAAGCAAAUUGGAAAGAGCUCUGUCAAAAAACCCUCCCAGCCGCAGCAACCGCCAAAGAUCCCGCUCAGGUAUUCCAAUGUCAAUUUCAAUCUACAUCAUUUGAAGGACUUCACGCUGACAAAUCCCUAGUCCAAAUGGCCAGUCCUCGUUGAUCACUGUUUCGCUCGUAUCGUCCUCGAUAACGUGGUCGGAGUCGACAGUCCGUGGAAAGAAAAGCUGAAGAGUCCGGCGUACAAGAAUAUGAGUCAACCCCAGUUGGAAAGUUGCAUUGAGCUCGGCUUCAAGAUCCUGGAUGGGGCGGUCGAUCUCGUGGGGUUGAAUGAGAAGAGUCUAGCUUUGAGAGGCAAACAGGAGAGCGUGAAGAGGAAGAGAAGCGAAGAGCCAACAUCCGAAGACGACGAGGUCAAGAAGAGGAAACUGUCUUUAUCCUUACAACCUGACUCCUCAGCUCAAGAUCAAAAUCGGAAUCGAAAUCGAAAUCGAAAACUCAUUACCGGAGAGAUCUCGCCGUACUUCGCAAGUCCAUCUCCAUCAAUGAAGAAUCCCCGCACCAAUUCCGUCGCGGAGGAAGAUCUCACACCUUGGAUCCCGAAAAUCGCUCUCUGUCACAAGACUCCCUUCCAAAAGCGGGUUCUCACGGCUCUAUGUCAGGUUCCAAGAGGGAAGUUCACGACCUAUGCCGCGAUAUCCACGUAUCUCAAUGCGUGUCCGCGAUCGGUGGGCACGGCGUUGAGAGACAACCCGUUUGCCCCGGAUGUCCCAUGUCAUCGCGUGCUCACGACGGGGGGUGGAAUUGGUGGUUUCCGUGGAAGCUGGGGGAGAAAUGGCGAGGUGGGGAAGAACGAUGAUAAGAAACGAGCGCUACUGAGGGAAGAAGUGGUGAGAUUUGAUGGGAGUGGAAAAGCUGUGGGUGUCGCCUGGGAUCACUUUCGAUGAAUUCUGCAUGCGGAAUGUGGAGGUGUUGAUUCUGCACACCAGACCAGUUCAUCUUGUAUUCAAUAAGAACCAUGGAACCAUCCCGCGAUGAAAUGUUGUAUUUACAAUGCCGGUCUCCAUCCUGUAUUUCAUUUUAAGCGACCGCACUCUUACCUAUUCUAGGACGAAAUCAC